Molecule: messenger RNA, 2918 nt
Organism: Mesocricetus auratus (golden hamster)
Lineage: Eukaryota; Metazoa; Chordata; Mammalia; Rodentia; Cricetidae
Gene: Vps4b
Product: vacuolar protein sorting 4 homolog B
Exons: 11
Coding region: 261-1595 (444 amino acids)
Biological process (GO): vacuole organization; endosomal transport
Molecular function (GO): ATP binding; ATP hydrolysis activity
Source: RefSeq, a predicted model, not a curated record
GCGGAAGUGCCGGGCCCGAGGCGGGACCAGAGCCCAAAGGGGCUCGGGAUUGCGGAAGUUUGGGGACGAGGGUCGGCGGCUGCUGGAGUUCCUAGUAGAUUGACGGCUCCAGAGCCGAUCGGGGUCUCGGCCACCAGCACCCGGAGGCCUGCGGCUGUGGCCCGGGUGCGACUCGACGGUGCUGCUGCCGCCGCCGCCGCCGCCGCCGCCGCGGUCCUCGCCCCGCGUUCCUCCGCAGGGACCCGCCUCGGAUCUCCACCAUGGCGUCCACGGGCAACAACCUCCAGAAAGCAAUAGAUCUUGCAAGCAAAGCAGCCCAGGAAGACAAAGCUGGGAACUAUGAGGAAGCCCUUCAACUCUACCAACAUGCUGUUCAGUAUUUUCUCCAUGUCGUUAAGUAUGAAGCACAAGGUGAUAAAGCCAAGCAAAGUAUCAGGGCCAAGUGUACAGAAUAUCUUGAUAGAGCAGAAAAACUGAAGGAGUAUCUGAAGAAAAAAGAGAAGAAGCCACAGAAGCCUGUGAAAGAGGAACAGUCCAGUGCCGUUGAUGACAAGGGGAAUGACAGUGAUGGGGAAGCAGAAUCUGAUGAUCCUGAAAAAAAGAAACUACAGAAUCAACUUCAAGGUGCCAUUGUUAUAGAGCGACCAAAUGUGAAGUGGAGUGAUGUUGCUGGUCUUGAAGGAGCCAAAGAAGCACUUAAAGAGGCUGUGAUUCUGCCUAUUAAAUUUCCUCAUCUAUUUACAGGGAAGAGGACACCUUGGAGAGGAAUCCUAUUAUUUGGCCCACCAGGAACAGGAAAGUCCUAUUUAGCUAAAGCUGUUGCAACAGAAGCAAACAACUCAACGUUUUUCUCUAUAUCUUCCUCUGACCUUGUUUCUAAGUGGCUGGGGGAAAGUGAAAAACUGGUUAAGAACUUAUUCCAGCUUGCCAGAGAGAACAAGCCUUCCAUUAUUUUCAUUGAUGAGAUUGACUCUCUGUGCGGUUCAAGAAGCGAAAAUGAAAGUGAAGCUGCACGGAGAAUUAAGACCGAAUUCCUGGUUCAAAUGCAAGGAGUUGGUGUGGACAAUGAUGGUAUUUUGGUUCUGGGAGCUACAAAUAUACCCUGGGUUCUGGAUUCUGCAAUUAGACGAAGAUUUGAGAAACGUAUUUAUAUUCCUUUGCCUGAAGCACAUGCCCGUGCAGCCAUGUUUAAACUGCACUUGGGCAGUACUCAGAAUAGCCUCACAGAAGCAGACUUUCAAGAACUUGGGAGGAAGACAGAUGGCUAUUCAGGAGCAGAUAUAAGUGUCAUUGUACGGGAUGCACUUAUGCAACCUGUUAGAAAAGUUCAGUCGGCUACUCAUUUCAAAAAGGUUCGUGGACCCUCAAGAUCUGAUCCUAACUGCAUUGUAAAUGACCUGCUGACCCCCUGCUCUCCAGGAGAUCCCGGGGCUGUGGAAAUGACAUGGAUGGAUGUCCCUGGAGAUAAACUCUUGGAGCCAGUUGUUUCCAUGUGGGAUAUGCUGCGGUCACUGUCCAGCACCAAGCCAACCGUCAAUGACCAUGACUUGUUGAAGUUAAAGAAGUUUACAGAGGAUUUUGGCCAAGAAGGCUAGUGCAAAGACAGCAAGAGCAUGUUUACUCUACAUUUCUUCUCUUUUGUAGGUAUUUUGCCUUUCUUGAAUGACAUUCAGAUUAUUCCCAGUAAAACUCUUUACACAGGAAAAUAUACAUCUCACUUCAGUGUUCCUUUAAGUUUGUGUUGUACUUUUCCUAUACUACCUGUCAAGUUCUCUAAUUAACAAAGAUUGUCAAAUGGUAAGGAAGUGAGCAGUGGCAUGAAAAGCAGCAGAGAACUGAAACAGUGAGGAGAGCCUUGAGCUUGGCUUGAUAUGCAUUGAUAUGCAGCAUUUAGUAUUUUCACAAGCACCCUUUCAAAGAACAAUGUCCUUCCUUCUUCCUUUUGUUUUUAGGAAAUUAAAUAGGGCUAAAGCUAAUGAUAUAUGAAUAUCUUGAAAAAAAUCUUUAAGCAUUCUUAUCAAUGUAAAGCUAUUGCUUUAUUAAAAAAUUAAAAUGGUAGAAUCUUUACUCUCAGGGAUGGGUGGUAAAGCACAGAACACUGUGAUCAACUUGGGGGUUUAUGCCACAGCCAGUGCUACUGUUGGCUUCGCAAUGGAUUGGUUCUUCCUGUGUAGAUUAAAGUGAUUCCGCAAAAGGCAACAGGCUUUUAUAACCACCUGACACCUUUCACUGUGCAAGAGACUUUGUAAGUUAGUCAUCUUCACUGGAAGGAGAAAGCUGUCUACUUCAGUGUCUUUUUGUAGCCAAGAUUAACCAAAACAGGUGGCAAAGAAGUAUACAUUUUUUAAGAAUUGUUAUAAAAUACUGUAAUGGGGACCUUUAAUAAUAAGAAAAUGGCUUCCUUUUGGACUUUAGGAAGUUUCCUGUGUUUGAUGUGGUGUGUAUGUAUAUAUAUAUAUAUAAAUAUAUAAUUUUUAAAAUACAGAAUAGUGAGAAUCUUGUCUUUCACUUUUAAGUUCAGGGAGCAGUUUUGUCCUAGCCACACAAACAUUAUCAAUGUGGCAUUUCAUGAAGCUUUAGAGAUAAACUGAUGUCUCGCUAAACAUAGCAUCAUGCUAUUUUAAUGGCUUCAAAUAAAUGAUCUGAGGUUAUGUGUCACACACUUGUGUACCAACUCUGAGUUGUGCCUUGGACAUUUGCAUUUACUACAUGCAAACAAUUACUAGGUUAACUAGAAUUGCUAUGCAGUUCUACCUUGCAUACACAAUAAUUACAUUUUAAAGUAUAUUUGCACAUUUUACACGGUAUGCUAUAGGAUUGCCUUUAAGUUUUCUGUACAGAUUAUUUUUGUUGCUAUUCAAUGAAAAUCAUAGGCCUGAAAUAUACUGUUCUUAUGUCAAGUAAAUUGCUAUAAUCUA